AUGUCAACAAAUUCUACAAACAGUACCAACACCGUAGGCUGCUUCGGCGCAAGACCGAGCCAAGCCCGCUAUCCAGCCCGUCCCUUCGAAUUCCUGAAUCCCACCGUGGAAUACGUGGAAGCUAGUCAUGAGGAAGUUACGGCUACGAGAAGGCCCCAUAACGCGCCUUUUACCCCGCCGCCGCCGCCGAGUCAUGGACACAGAGACGGAGAUGCCAAGACGGGAACGGGCAACAGUGGGGUAGCAGCCGCAACUACGCCGGCGGGUGUUUAUCGAGUCUGGCGGUCCCGGGACAACCGCAAGGGCCGGCAUGCGGUUGCCAUUUCAUCUGAGAGGGUAGAAAAGAAACAUGGGUUGUUGAGGCACCCUAAGGCGACUGAUUCGUGGGGGCAGACCUGGCGGGGGGUAGGAAAGAUGUUGGUCAGGUAUCCCGUCUGGGAUGUGUCGUAUGAUGUGGCCUUGCUCUUUACGCUAGGUGAGUGGUGCUUUUUCACUCCACUACUUUCAAUUUGUGCUGUCUCGGCUUUGUUACGAUCAUAUGGUGAAACACUCACUCUAUGGAUGGAUGGAUGGAUGGCUGAUACCGGGAGCGAAUACAAAGGGUCCGUUAUCUGGGUGUUCAACGGCUUCUUCGUCUGGUUGCCUGCCCAACUUCCCUCCUCUGAGUUCACAGGCGAGGUUGACGCUGGUGGUGGUGUGACGGCCUUCGUGGGCGCUACGAUUUUCGAGGUUGGCUCUGUGUUGCUUAUGCUAGAGGCUGUCAACGAGAACCGCACCGAGUGUUUUGGAUGGGCGCUGGAGGAGGCUUUUGAGAGGGAGAGUGCGGGUUGGAGUCUUUUGCUAAGGCCAAACCAUGAGGGAUGCAUGCAUCACCAUCGAGAGAAGAGGGCGCUGUUUGUAAGGAAGGAGAAUGUCACCAACUCGGCCGCGAAGAGGUCGUGGCAGUGGUGGCAGUGGUGGCCGUCGUGGCACGACUUGACGCACUACCUGCGCGAGAUCGGAUUCCUGGCUUGUCUGUCGCAGUUGAUAGGCGCGACCAUAUUCUGGGUUGCCGGCUUGACAGGAUUGCUGCCUCUCUACGAUGGACUGUCUACGCCGGUUGCUAAUGGUGUCUUCUGGCUCCCGCAGGUCGUUGGAGGCACGGGAUUCAUCAUCUCCAGCUGGUUGUUCAUGGUUGAAACCCAGCCGAACUGGUAUAAACCAGCACUCAAGGUCUUAGGAUGGCACGUUGGGUUUUGGAAUCUGGUUGGGGCGAUAGGCUUCACUCUAUGCGGUGCCCUUGGUUUCGCCAGCGAGAAUGAGACAGCUUCUUACGUAUCUGCUCUCGCGACUUUCAUUGGAUCGUGGGCUUUCUUAACUGGAAGUGUCGUUCAGUGGUACGAAAGUCUAAACAAGUAUCCCGUCUCCUUGGAGAAAAGUAUCAGGAAGCUGAGCGAUUCAGAUUCAGAUGGCUAG
Pseudomassariella vexata is the source of this 1455-nucleotide messenger RNA. RefSeq lists its product as uncharacterized. Lineage: Eukaryota; Fungi; Ascomycota; Sordariomycetes; Amphisphaeriales; Pseudomassariaceae. The record is from RefSeq and is a predicted model, not a curated record. The transcript is spliced from 3 exons. Bases 1 to 1455 code for a protein of 484 amino acids.